UCAACUCAGAAAGAAUAAAAAAAAGGAAAACGAUAACCCCCUCGAAUAACCUCCUCCUCCCACUACUUUCCAGCCAGAUCUAGAAAGAGAGAUCGAGAUCUGGGGAACCUUGGAGCGGCGGAAGCGGCGGCGAUGGCGAUCUCGCGGGGCUCCGGUGUCGCCUUCAUCCUGUUGGCGGUGGCGCUCGUGGCCUCUUUCCGGCCGUCGGCGGCGGAGAUCCGGGUUACGGAGGUCCGAUCCGAUGGCAGGACCAUCAUCCCCUUCUAUGAGUUCGGCUUCACCCACACCGGCAUCCUGGAGCUGAACGUCUCGGGGAUCUCCCUCUCCGACCCCUCCACCGAUAUCGAUCUCUCCCAGCUGGGCUUCUUCCUCUCCACCCGCGACGCCUGGAUCCACGUCCUCCAGCAGCUCCAAGAACUGGACAUCACCUGCGCCCUCCAAUCCUCUCUCGUCAAGCUCGUCUACUCCUUCGACCAGCUCAACAAUCCCAACCCCAACCCCAGCGGCCUCUCCAUCCCCCGCUCCUCCGCCUUCGGCGCCGUCUUCUCCCAGUCCGAACCCGGGCAGUACACCCUCGUCUUCGCCAACUGCCUCCCCCGCCUCCGCGUCUCGAUGUCUGUCCGCUCCGCCAUGUACAACGUCGACCCCCGCACUGGCCGCCGCGCCUACCUGUCCGUCGGCGCUGCCGCCCUCCCCCUCAUCUACUUCCUCCUCUUCCUCGCCUACGCGGCCCUCGCCGCCGGCUGGGUGGCCGUCCUCCUCCGAAAGCGCCGUGCCGCCUUCCGCAUCCACUACUUCAUGCUCGCCGUCGUCGUCCUCAAAGCCCUCAACCUCCUCUGCGAGGCCGAGGACAAGUCCUACAUCGAGCGCACCGGCAGCGCUCAUGGCUGGGACGUGCUCUUCUACAUCUUCAGCUUCCUCAAGGGCAUCUCUCUCUUCACCCUCAUCGUCCUUAUCGGCACUGGCUGGUCCUUCCUCAAGCCCUACCUCCAGGACCGCGACAAGAAGGUCCUCAUGGUCGUCAUCCCCCUCCAGGUCGUCGCCAACAUUGCCCAGGUCGCCAUCGACGAGUCUGGCCCCUACGCCCGCGACUGGGUCACCUGGAAGCAGGUCUUCCUCCUUGUCGACGUCGUCUGCUGCUGCGCCGUUCUCUUCCCCAUCGUCUGGUCCAUUAAGAACCUCCGCGAGGCCGCCCGCACUGACGGCAAGGCAGCCGUCAACCUCAUGAAGCUCACCCUCUUCCGCCAGUACUACGUCGUCGUCAUCUGCUACAUCUACUUCACCCGUGUUGUCGUCUAUGCCCUCGUCACCAUUACCUCCUACCGAUACCUCUGGACCAGUAUCGUCGCCGGGGAGAUCGCCACCCUCGCCUUCUACAUCUUCACCGGCUAUAAGUUCCGGCCCGAGGUGCACAACCCCUACUUUGUGAUCGAUGAUGAGGAAGAGGAGGCUGCUGCCGAGGCUCUCAAGCUCGAUGAUGAGUUUGAGUUGUGAGGCGGAUGCUGGAAGCGUAGCAAGAAAUGGGCUUCGACCCUGUGUACAAUUGCCAGAACAAUUGGAAGAUAGAGGUGGGAUCUAGUAUUUCUUUUCAUUCCUCUCGGUCCAUUUCUUUCUUUUUUUCUUUUUUUUUUAUUCGCCUCACUGUAAUUGGGAUUCUCGAAUUGAUAUCAUACGAAGCGUGGUGUUCCAGUGUAUCUUGAUACUGUAGUAUGCAUGUUUCUAUUACCUGUCUAUUGUGGAUUUUAAUGGAUGCCACUUCCACUUGUACCUACACACCUUCUUGCUUUAUUACCUCUUCUAAUAAAAAUACAAACUCCUCUUUGCAUGUUAA
Phoenix dactylifera (date palm) is the source of this 1831-nucleotide messenger RNA. The record is from RefSeq and is a predicted model, not a curated record. NCBI's taxonomy places the organism in Eukaryota, Viridiplantae, Streptophyta, Magnoliopsida, Arecales, Arecaceae.